Symbiodinium sp. CCMP2592 is the source of this 1389-nucleotide messenger RNA. The record is from the annotation of a GenBank genome assembly. NCBI's taxonomy places the organism in Eukaryota, Dinophyceae, Suessiales, Symbiodiniaceae.
AUGUGCACUUCAGUGCCCGUCUCCUCCCGGGAGUUCAUGAACCUCUUCUUUGAAGCCCCACAUCUGGCAGGUACUGAUGCAGGGCACGAGAAUGUCCGGGAGGCCCAUGCGGACAUCCUCGAGGAGAUGCAGCACAAGCGAGCACUAGCUGAGCAGAACCAGAUGCAGGCGGGGGGCGGAGGCGCGCCGCAGGCCCUGAUCGCGGCAGAGGCCGCGGCCAGGAUUGCCCCAAGCUCUCCGGCUGCGGCGGCUGCCAAGGCGAGUUCUACAAAACCAGCAGCGGCGGCAACGCCUCGUGCGGAAGAGCUGCGAAAGAAGCCCUCAGGGCGCCGGCCGAGUUCGGGACCGAGAGUUCCAAGUCCCGCGCCGCAAGUCGAGCCAAAGCCGGCAGAAUCCGCCGAGGAUGCGCUUGCAACCGAUGCCGCAGUUGACCCGGAGGCACCGGCGGCCAGCGAAGAACGCCUCUCGGUUCAGUCAGAAAUCGAAAUCGACGAGCUGGCACCUGCGGAAGAUGCCGCGAGCGAUGCAGGUGGCCAGGCUACCGUUGACGUGCACUCGCUGGCGGAAGAGACCGUCGAGAAGACUCAAGAGACCGAGAGGCUCACGGCCAAGUGUCACAAGGCCGAGGAGAUGCUAAAGGUGCGGCAACAGAGCGAAGAGGCCGACAAGGAAAUUGAAAAACUCCAGAAGGAGAUCGAGAAGGUGAAGUCGAUGUUGCAGUUGCAGCAGAAAGCUGAACAAGAGGCUGUCCAAGGAGCCACGAAAACAAAUUCCACAGACAUCGAGAUCUCGGUGACACGGCCCCUGGACGACGCGAGUGCAGAAAUGACAUCUAUGGAUUCGCCAGGUUCGCCCGAUGCAACGGCAACGACGCCACAGCGUCAGGUCUCCGUCGAAGAAGAGGCGCCAUCCUCCAAGGAGGCGAAGGUCCAAUCCCUCAUCAAGUCGGAGGCGAGGAAGAAAAAGAGGCUCCUACAGCUCCGGAACGCGAAGCUGGGGAUGCUAAACAAGCUCCUAGAGCAGGCUGGCCUGACGCAGGAGCUUCGCCCAAGCGCCGCGCCGGAGACGGUUGAGGAGCGCACUGCCCGCAGAGGGAAGGAGUUGGACAACCUCCAAGAGCGGAAUCGCCGGCUCAGCAAGCAGCUGGACUUCUGGGAUCAGCGCAUCGAGCACCGAAAGACGAUUGUGAAGGGCGAGCGGAAGCAACUGAGGAAGGAGUUCGGGAAGAAAUGGGAGAGGAAGCUUGAGCAAGCCCUCCUUGGAAAAGAGGAGGUCGAGGAGCCCGAAUCCGACAGCUUGCCAUCCUCAUCGUCGUCUUCGGAGUCGGAGGAGGAGCCAUCUGUGACCGCCGACGAGACAGAAGGCCUGCUGUUUCGGGGUUGGGAUUGA